AUGGUGGAGGAGAAAACCGGAAACGAAGUUCUGCUUGAUCCAACAGUUGAAGAUUUGCUAUUACAGGCACAAGAGCUUGUCCCGGUUGCUUUGUCCAAAGCAAGAACAGUGAAAGGUUUCUCCAGCAGAUGGAGAGUGAUAAUCUCAAGAUUAGAGAAGAUACCGACAUGUUUAUCGGAUUUGUCUAGCCAUCCUUGUUUCUCCAAAAACACUCUCUGCAAAGAGCAACUCCAAGCGGUCUUAGAAACCUUGAGAGAAGCCAUCGAGCUCGCAAUCGUAUGCGUAAACGAGAAGCAAGAAGGGAAACUGAAGAUGCAGAGCGAUCUCGAUUCUCUAUCAGCCAAAAUCGAUCUCAGCUUAAAAGACUGUGGACUGCUGAUGAAAACAGGCGUUCUAGGCGAGGUUUCGCAGCCAUUAUCUUCUUCGAUUCAAGACCUGGAAACGUUCAGCGUUAGAGAAUUGCUUGCUCGGCUUCAGAUAGGUCACUUGGAGUCUAAACGCAAAGCGCUUGAGCAGCUCCUCGAGGUAAUGAAAGAAGACGAAAAAGCGGUUAUAACCGCUUUAGGCCGGACCAAUGUCGCGUCUUUGGUGCAGCUUUUGACCGCCACUUCGCCUAGCGUUAGGGAAAACGCUGUGACUGUGAUCUGCUCUUUAGCAGAAUCAGGCGGUUGCGAGAACUGGCUCGUCUCCGAGAACGCAUUGCCUCCGUUGAUAAGGCUGCUGGAAUCCGGAAGUCCAGUAGCUAAAGAGAAAGCGGUUAUCUCGUUGCAGAGGAUGUCGAUUUCGUCAGAGACGGCGCGUUCGAUUGUUGGUCACGGUGGGGUUAGUCCGUUGAUCGAGAUUUGCAAAACAGGGGACUCUGUUUCUCAAGCAGCUUCCGCUUGUACUUUGAAGAACAUCUCCGCUGUCCCUGAAGUAAGACAGAAUCUAGCGGAAGAAGGAAUCGUUAAAGUGAUGAUUAACAUACUAAACUGUGGGAUUCUGUUGGGAUCUAAAGAAUACGCAGCGGAGUGUCUUCAGAAUCUCACUUCGAGCAACGAAGCUCUUCGAAGAUCGGUCAUAUCAGAGAACGGGAUUCAGACUCUGCUCGCUUACUUAGACGGACCUCUCCCUCAAGAAUCAGGAGUUGCAGCGAUUCGGAACCUUGUUGGCUCUGUUUCUGAUGAAACAUGCUUGCAGAUAAUCCCAAGUUUAGUCCAUGUUCUUAAAUCAGGAUCAAUCGGAGCUCAACAAGCAGCUGCGUCGACGAUUUGCAGGAUUGCUACAUCGAAUGAGACUAAGAGAAUGAUCGGUGAAUCGGGUUGCAUCCCUUUGCUGAUAAGAAUGUUGGAGGCGAAAGCGAGUGGAGCUAGAGAGGUUGCAGCUCAAGCUAUAGCGAGUCUCGUAACGGUUCCGAGGAACUGCAGAGAAGUGAAGAGAGAUGAGAAGAGCGUGACGAGUCUUGUGAUGUUGCUUGAGCCGAGUCCGAGCAACUCGGCGAAAAAGUAUGCGGUUUCGGGUUUGGCGGCUCUGUGUUCAAGCAGGAAGUGUAAGAAGCUGAUGGUGUCGUAUGGAGCUGUCGGUUAUCUGAAGAAAUUGUCGGAAUUGGAGGUUCCUGGUUCUAAGAAGCUUCUUGAGAGGAUUGAGAAAGGGAAGUUGAGAAGUUUCUUUGGUAGGAAGUAG
Messenger RNA from Thlaspi arvense, 1662 nucleotides. The record is from the annotation of a GenBank genome assembly. Lineage: Eukaryota; Viridiplantae; Streptophyta; Magnoliopsida; Brassicales; Brassicaceae.